AUGACCAGUCUACGCCAAAUUAUACCCGAAGCUAAACCGUGGAGUUGGACAUCUGUAGAAGAAGCGGAAUUCAAGCACGUCAAGAACUUGGUAUCGGACAUCACAACGCUACGUUAUUACGACGUGAACCAACCAAUCACCAUAGAAUGUGAUGCUAGCAGUAUUGGCCUCGGCGUGGCGGUAUUCCAGGAAAAUGCUGUUAUAGGAUAUGCUUCAAGAACUUUGACAUCAACGGAGAAGAAUUACGCCCAAAUCGAGAAGGAGUUAUUGGCCAUAGUCUUCGCAUGUAUACGGUUCGAUCAGUUGAUUGUUGAAACCACUACUGUGCGCUCCACGUCGAUUGCAACAUAUGCUCCUGAAUCUCAACGAUACAAUCUUUCCCUGGAAUUUGUUACCGGAAAGAAUAAUGUAAUUGCUGAUGCGUUGUCCCGCGCUCCAUUACCAAACGUGGAUUCACAAGUUGAAUACAGCAAGAAGAAUAUUUUUAAAAUUUUCGAAGCCAUUCAAGAGAUGAAACUGAGCAACUAUCUUUCUGUUACCAGUACCCGACUGGAUGAAAUAAUUCAAGAAACAGAAGCAGAUCCAACAAUGCAGCUGAUCGUUGAAUACAUCCAAAAUGGGUGGCCGAUGAAAGUCGAGAGCGUUCCAGACAGUGUUAAAAUGUAUUACGGUUAUCGGAGCGAAUUGUCAACGCAGGAUGGCUUGAUCUUCCGUAAUGAUCGUAUUCUUAUUCCACAUUCGUUGCGGAAGAAGUUAGUGGAGAAAUUUCACGCUAGUCACAAUGGCAUGGAAUCGACGUUGAGAUUGGCAAGGGCCAACCUGUUCUGGCCUGGUAUGGCCUGUCAAAUUAAGGAAACGGUGAAAACCUGUGGUAUCUGUGCAAAGUUUGCUGCGUCACAACCGAAUCCUUCAAUGAAGAGUCACGAGAUUCCCAUUCACCCGUUUCAGCUCGUGUCUAUGGACGUUUUUUUCGCACAGGUGAAUGGCGUGAAAGGCAAGUUUCUGAUAACUGUGGACCACUUUUCAGACUUUUUUGAGGUGAACCGCCUGAACGAUUUGAGCCCCGAUUCCGUUAUUAUCGCUUGCAAACAAAAUUUCAGCCGCUAUGGAAUACCGCAAAGAGUCGUGACCGACAAUGGAACGAAUUUUUCAAGUCAAAAAAUGAAGAAGUUUGCGGCUGAUUGGGAUUUUGAAUUGACUUCAUCGUCUCCACACCAUCAACAGGCCAACGGAAAAGCGGAGGCGGCUGUAAAAAUCGCUAAACAUCUUAUGAAGAAAGCCGAGGAGAGUGGUAAUGACUUCUGGUAUGCUCUUCUUCAUUGGCGGAACAUCCCAAACAAGAUUGGCUCCAGCCCAGUGGCACGACUGUUUUCGCGUUCCACUCGUUGUGGCGUUCCUACCGCCGCCGCUAAUCUUCUUCCAAAAGUGGUCGAAAAUGUACCGGCUAAAAUUGAAGAGAACCGUAAGCGCGCUAAACUACACUAUGACAAAAAGACAAGAAACUUACCUGAAUUAGAAAUUGGAUCUCCAGUCUACGUUCAACUGCAUCCUGAAUCGUCAAAGGAGUGGAGUCCAGGAGCUGUAUCCCACCGGUUAAAUGACAGGUCAUACACAGUGAACGUAAACGGAACUAAUUAUCGUCGUUCGUUGGUCCAUUUGAAGCCUCGUAAGGAGCCCAAUACGCAACCUAGCCGUGAAAUGCGGCAUCCUGAACCGAUUUCGAGCGACAAUCCGUGUAGCUCACAACAAGACGAAGCAACCACCUCAUCAUCACCACCGCUGCUACCUACGGUUAUGCAACAAUCAUCAAGUGACUCAACACCGACGAUGACUACGAUGACAAGAACGGACAUCGGCUCCUAG
Armigeres subalbatus is the source of this 1863-nucleotide messenger RNA. RefSeq lists its product as uncharacterized. Lineage: Eukaryota; Metazoa; Arthropoda; Insecta; Diptera; Culicidae. The transcript has 3 exons. The coding region runs from base 1 to 1863 and encodes 620 amino acids. The record is from RefSeq and is a predicted model, not a curated record. Gene Ontology annotation, biological process: DNA integration. Gene Ontology annotation, molecular function: nucleic acid binding.